AUGGGAAUUGAUCAGGUUUCGUUGUCUGUUCCAACUUCGAACGUUAUCCCUUUCACCAUGGCGACCAGAUUGCAGUACGAGAAUAAUUGUGAGAUUGGGGUUUUCUCCAAGCUCACCAAUGCCUAUUGCCUUGUUGCUAUUGGGGGUUCUGAGAACUUUUACAGCACGUUCGAGGCUGAGUUGGCUCAUGUAAUUCCAGUGGUUAAAACUUCGAUUUCUGGUACUAGAAUCAUUGGACGCCUCUGUGCCGGAAACAAAAAUGGGUUGCUUUUGCCCCACAACACUACUGAUCAAGAGCUUCAACAUCUGAGGAACAGCCUACCAGAUUCAGUAGUUGUUCAGAGAAUUGAUGAGAGGCUAUCUGCACUCGGGAACUGCAUUGCAUGCAAUGAUCAUGUUGCUCUUACCCAUCCUGAUCUUGACAAGGAAACUGAGGAGAUGAUUGCUGAUGUUCUUGGGGUGGAAGUCUUCAGGCAGACUGUAGCUGGCAAUAUACUUGUUGGAAGUUACUGUGCCUUUUCCAACAGAGGUGGCUUGGUUCAUCCUCACACCUCUAUAGAGGAUCUAGACGAGCUCUCGACCCUCCUUCAGGUCCCAUUGGUUGCUGGGACUGUGAACCGUGGCAGUGAGGUCAUAGCCGCUGGACUUACGGUCAACGACUGGACGGCAUUCUGUGGGUCUGACACCACUGCCACCGAGCUUUCUGUUAUUGAGAGUGUUUUCAAGCUGAGAGAGGCGCAACCGAGAUUUGUGCUGGUGACUGAAAACUGUGGUCUUUUUAUUUGUCUUAACAUUUCUAUAGGAGACGGUGAUAUUCAUAUCGUGGGCUGCCUUAUGGUAGCACUUAAGAAGAGGCCUAGGAAAUUCGGACAAGUGCCUGAGGGUCUUAGUUUCCCAUCGGCAUUUUCAAGGUGGGUCAUGGAAUGUGUCACAACUCUAUCCUACUCAAAAAACAUUUCAAAGGGGCACGUGGACUUAGGCAAGGAGGACAAGGUCUUUGGAAAGACCAGAGUGAAAGAGUGGUUAGUUAUUAUCGACCAAAGUGUUGGAGAGGACAGAAAUCUGAUUCCAAUUAUCGAUCAGAAGAUUGUAAGCUCGGUUGCAAGGAGGGUUAGCGUAUUUGAUGGGGAUGCUCUCACGCCAGAUGGUCGAGUUGAAGGGAAAUGUUGGUCCUCACUCUUAUAUACCAAAGUGCUAGGUUCUCGAGCAGUGGCAAUCCGGAAGAUAGAUCGAGGAGAAGAGUCGAGAUUAAUGGCUUCGUCAACCUCUUCGUCAGACUCGUUAUCAGACGGAGGGGUUAAGAAAUGGAAGGUGCGGUCCAAGAGGAAAUGGAAGGUGCGGUCUAAGAGGAAGAAGGACAGGAUAAGCCCAAAAGAAGAAGAGGCCGCAAAGGAGCUCGGGGGGCUCAUACCGUGGCCGAUGGAGGCAGCGUCAGACUCGCUAGUGGCAUGGAAGGCAGGUGAAUCUGAAAAGGAAGAAGGGCACGGUGGUCGACGACGGUGUCUAGGCGACGAAAGCUUGAAACUUUGCAGAAAGGGGUACAUGAAAAGUAUAUCGCAAGAAAGCUUGAGAGAGGUAGAAAAGUUGAAAAAAUGGUCUAGAAGCUCUAUUUAUAACAAAGGAAUGGGAAACACAAAGAGGUCAACGACCCUAGCCGUUGGAUCAGGAUCAAAAUGGGUGGAGGAGAUUAAAAGGAGAAUGUGA
This is a messenger RNA of Striga asiatica, 1704 nucleotides long. Lineage: Eukaryota; Viridiplantae; Streptophyta; Magnoliopsida; Lamiales; Orobanchaceae. The record is from the annotation of a GenBank genome assembly.